Molecule: messenger RNA, 6196 nt
Organism: Carica papaya (papaya)
Lineage: Eukaryota; Viridiplantae; Streptophyta; Magnoliopsida; Brassicales; Caricaceae
Source: RefSeq, a predicted model, not a curated record
CCACUUCGUCUGGUCGGAGUGGCUUUUGCUUUUGUUUAGAAUAUGUUUAAUUUAUUUAUUUCUGCAAGUUACAAAAUCAUGAUCUUAUUGAUAUUGUUCUUCAUCUUCUUCAUCUCGUUGGCUUGCAGGUUCUGCUAGCAAAAUCAUGAUCUUGUUUUCCAUUAGGAGUUAAAGAAUUUUUUUCUUGUUUUUGUUUGUAUAAAAAAGAUCAAUUAUCUUCACCCAGAAGAAGCUCCUGGUAGCUGAUACUGCUUCUAUCGGAGUAGCCAAUCGAAAUCUACAGGAUCAGCCAUGGGUAACGGGGACGCACUGGAUUUGCGCGUACGAUUCAUAGUGGAAGCGCUGAGCACUGACAAUGUUAAAGUGGUGUGUCUUGUUGGGAAACCAGGAAUAGGGAAAACAUGGAUGGCAAAAAAGGUUCGUCAUACUGUAAAGCAAGAAGGUCAGCUUGAUUUAUGUUUUUGGCUAUCUAUGAGCAGAAAACAUGACAAGGAAUCUCCGCUUGAGAGGAUUGCUGCUCAGUUGCCUAUAUGUCUUCCAACUGAGGAGUGGGAUGCGGAUGACGAUGGUGAUGACGAUGAGGACGAGGAGAUGCAGACAGAAGCUAAUCUGAAACAGAAAAUAUCAGCAGCUAUUGAUAACAAGAGGUGUCUUCUAAUCUUGGAUGGAUUUUGUAAGGGAGUGGAAGUAUAUGAAACUGUAUCAGAAUUUGAAUCGCUGGUUCCUGAUUUUAAUCAGCCUUCAUUUAAAGUCUUGGUGACCACCAUAGUUUACUCUGAAAAUCUUAUUGGUCCUUACUUGAAGGUGGUAGAGAUGGAACCCUUGUCUGCAGCAGAGACCUUCACUCUUUUGCAAAAACAACUCGGAGAUCCAGAUUUUAAACUACUAUUUGAAGAUAUCUACAAGGAAAGCGAGGGUGCUCCUGCUAAAAUUGAGGCUAUGGCAGAAGCAUUAAAUUACAUCACAAAAUAUAAACAUCAGGCUAUUAGAGAAGAGUUAGUAGUAGACUCAGCAACUACUAAUGCCUCCCGCAUUAUAUCUUGCUUUCUCCGAAUUGCACAUGCAAUUAUGCCAACCAAUGAUCUAAUUCAUUGUUUCUGGCACAGCUGGCAGUACAUUCACAUGAAUGGUUCUGUUAAUUUCACUCAAUUGAUAGCCCACUGGAUUAUGAAAGGUUCUCUUGGUGGUAUUAAUUGUAUUGAGGAUGCUUUUAAGAAGGGUUACUCUUUUCUCAUGGACCUUCUAAGUCUAGGCUUUCUCAGACAUGUGGAGUCCAACUGUGUUGUAAUGGUGGGAUGUGCAAUGAAACUGCCUUGUUGGUGGAUACGAGGUUUAGAAGAUUAUCUGAUUUAUGAAAAGAACAGAGAUGGAGGACAUUAUUCAGGUACGGAUUUCCAAAGAUUUAUAGAUACCGAGAGCUGUCCAAUGAUUCCUGCUUUGGAGGAUAAAAUGUGGGAAGGAUUUGGGGACAUUGCAUUGAUUGAUGGUGUAAUAAGAACGGUUGGAUAUAGUAGCAAAUCAGAGAAAAUCUCAACAUUAUUGCUUGACAGUAAUCGUCUAGGCAAGGAAGUCCCAGAUGCAUUCUUUCAUACCCUGAAUGGUAUUAAUGUUCUUGGCAUCUUCAAUCCUAUGCUCAAAUCUCUACCAGCAUCCUUCUUGCACAUGCAAGAGCUUACAAUGCUUAUCUUAAGGGGCUGUGAGUUUCUGGAGGCGAUUGAUCAGAUAAAAGGACUCAAAUCAUUAGUUACUCUCGAGAUAUCUGGUGCUACAUCAUUGACGACAAUUCCAGAUGAUUUCUUCCAGCAUAUGCUUCAUCUCCAAAGUCUCAACUUCUCUGGAGUGCGGGUUGAAAGGUUACCUAUUUCUAUUUCCAGUUUAACUGAAUUACGCUGGCUUAUCUUGAGACGAUGUCGCCACCUGAAAAUGCUUUCACGACUCAGUGAAUUGAAAAAGCUUGAGGUCAUUGACCUUAAUGGUGCUUCAUGUUUUGAAAGAUUCUACGACAGAACCUUUUCUCAAUUCCAAAAACUCAGGAUCCUUGAUGUUUCUCAUUCGCAGAUUGAUCGCCUACCAAUUCUAUCUGGCCUCGCAGAGCUAACACAACUUGUAUUGAGAAAUUGUAAAUCCUUAACUAGACUUCCAAGGCUAGAAGGGCUUUCUAAUCUCCAAGUUCUUGAUCUUUCUGGUGCUGUCCGUUUAAGGGAGAUCUAUGAUGACAUUUCACCUAGUCUCAAAGUUCUUGAUUUAUCUGAAACUGAUUUGCGUGUCUUACCUUCUAUCACUCGCAACCUUUCUCAUAUUGUGGUAAGAAAUUGUACUGCACUGACAAAGCUGCCAAGUACAAAAGCUUGUAAAGACCUUGAAUUACUUGAUUUCUCUGGUUCCUUUAAUGUAGUUGAAAUUGAAGAUCAAUCCUUUCGACAUUUGUGGUGCCUUCGUUGCCUAAACCUCUCAAAUACCAAAGUUCGGUCUUUACCAUCACUCUCCCACCUUCCUAACCUUCACACUAUCAUUUUAAGGGAUUGCAAAUUCUUAGAACAUCUGCCAAUAAUGGAAGGGCUUGCAAGGCUCGAGGUACUUGACCUCACUAAUGCACGUUCUCUGACAGGUUUUGACUUUAGGCAGUUCCCCAACAUGCGCAGACUUAUCCUACGUGGUUGUUCCUCCCUUAGCCGGUUGCCAGCUGUCCCCAAAAAUCUGGAAGCGAUUGAUCUUUCUGGUUGCACUGAGUUGUCAUUACAUGGUGAGUAUUCCAAUACUCUUUUGGGUUUGUCUCAACUUCGGAUACUCAGACUUUGUGGAAUUCGGGAUGUUUACUUUCCCAUUAUAGGGUCUCUAUCAAAUCUUGAGGAGCUCAAUAUUUCUAAUCUAAGACAUCCUCCUGGAGGACUUCAUUCGAUGAGUGAUUUACUUAAUUAUAUGAGGAACCUUCGGAUUCUCAACCUGUCUAAAACUCCUAUUUACAUAGAUAUCUUCUUCCUAAGUAACUUAACCCAGUUGUCAUUGAGAGGGUGGUCACGCAUGGAAGACAUGUCAGGCUUGGAAAAGCUUACGAGGCUUGAAGUUCUUGAUCUUUCAGAAACACCAGUCAAACACCUUCCUUCCUUGAACUUCUUUUGCAACCUCUGCAGGCUAUUGCUAAGAGAUUGUUGGUGCCUGAAGAAGCUGCAGCAUUUGGAAUCACUUAGUCACUUGGAGGUUCUUGAUCUAAGGGGUACUGGGAUAAAAGAAUUUCCAUAUGAGAUCUCAGAGUUGCCUUGCCUUAAACAACUUUAUCUCCCCCUCCUGAAGGAUACUGAAGAAAUUAAUUGGAGGAGGAUAAAGCGCCUACCAGAGGAACUAAAUUGGGUUGAUUGUGGCAUCUUUGGGGCGGCAAAAAUAUUUCCAUUGAGUGCAAAUAAUCUCCACAUAAUGGUUCGUGGCAGGAAGUUUUUCAAAAUGUUGGACAACAAUCCCAAUGUUAUGGGAUGCAUACAUCAAGCAAUUUCAUUUUUCUGUUUUACCUCCAAUAAAGCAUGGUGAAGAUGGAGAUUUCUUUAGCCACAGAGAUGAAGCCAAAUUUAGUGAUAUUUACACAAGGACCAGAUGUUUUCCUAGUUACUCGGAAAUCCACAGGCAGUCUUUGGAAAAUUCGGUCUUGCAGUCCUUUCCUCGGUCUGGAGGGUGUUCUCAGGCGUGCUCAAUAUAUAUGUUUGCGAGAUAAUGCAAAUAUCAGUUGGUUAUCUGAAUUAGGUGCAAACAAUAUCAGCGCAAUGAGAGGCUGUUGCAUGGAGAGAUGCAGCAACGUGGAGAGUGUUUUCAGUAGAGAAGAGGAAGCCAUUGGAGUGUCAAACAAACUUGAGAUUCUGCAGAUUCUUAACCUCCCUAAUUUGAAGAGUAUAUUCAACAAGAAUUUGCAAAUUGAGAGAUUCAGUAAUCUUAAGCAUCUGUAUCUAGAAUGUUGUCCACUACUGGAAAUUGUUUUCUCCUUGUCCCGACAACCAAUGAAUCUUCAGACUCUUGAGAUUAGGUUUUGUGAUAAUCUCAAACGUGUUUUUGAGUUUGAUGGAACAACCGUGCCUGCAAUGAAAUAUCUAAGGACUCUGCAUUUGUUUGAGCUGCCGGAGUUGAAAAGCAUCGGAGCUGCAUUGCCUUCUCUUGAAAGAUUAACAGGGGGAGAAUGCCCAAAACUUGAUGAAUUUUUUACGUGCUUCUUUCUUUUUGUUCGGUCAAUACAAAACUGGAUUAUGACCAAGAGUUCUGGAGUUGAGGAACAAUCUGAUGACAGUCAGGCAUGUCUUGGGUUGCCAAAGCUCCCUCCCCGUAGAAAACACAUGGCCUCUCAGAAGUGAACAAAUGAAAUUACUGAGCAAAUGAAAUUACACAUGAAUGAAGGCUUCCAGAACUUUGAAAAAUAACUCCAGGAAAUAAUUUUCUCCAACAAGUGGUAUAAGAGCUCGAGUUUGAACACGGAUUAGUGAGAGAAAGUUAGAAGAAGUUGAAAAGUCACAAUCAGAUCUGUGAAGAACCUAUUCGGCCGGACUUGUACAACCAAACAGUCUCUGGCGGGUUUCCGACGAAGAAGACGAAGUGCGACCAUAUCAAAUCCGAUCUGUGUGUUUCUUGCAUGCCGGCGGCGGAAGAAGCUCGAUUUCUAUCAUGGUGCAGGACGAUUUCUUCAGCGUGGCCAGAGCAGAACAUUCAUAUCGAGAAGAGGAACCGCAUGGCUCGGAGAAGACAACCGAUCCACGGCCACCAGAAGAAAAAAUCAACUUCGCGUGAGGAGGGUCGGAGAAGAGAAACCGAAGGUGGAUCGGCAACAUUUGGUCUCGUCUGUGCAUGAAAUUAGAAGAUCUGGAGAGAGAUGGAGCGACAGAAGAUCGUUGGAGAAGAACAAGAUGCGCGACGGCCUGUCUUGCGUGACGGUGAUUUCCGGUGUCCCUCGAUGCGAUCUCACCAGAUCAGUGUUGGGUUUGGAAUCGUUCGCAUUUUCUAUGGUUUUUUAGUCAUUUUCGGCUGCGAUGAGCGGCAAACAGCGGCGGUGCGUGAUAUCCCCGGGGGCUUCGUGUGUGAUGACGUGUGGAGGAGCGCAUGGCGGCGUGUAACGGCACGCAACGGCUCGUGUCGGAGCUCCAGUGGUUACGUGUGAUGGUUUUCUGUGCAGUAGUGACUCCAUAUGAGUGGUUUUUUGUUUUCUAAUAGUGUUAUUUCUCUCAGUUUGGUUUUUGGUGCACAGUAUAGGGAUUCAAGAUGACAUCCACAAAGUAAAAGAUAGAGAAGUUUGAUGGUGGUAUGAGUUUUAUUCUGCUGAAGAUUAAAAAAAGAUCGUAUCUGGUUUUACAAGAUAUAUGGGGGGCAAUUGAAGAAAGAUAUCCUGAGAGUAUGAGAGACUCGGAAAAGAUAAAUAUGCAGGAUAGAGCCGUAUGUGCAAUUUUUAUGAGCAUGAAUGACAAUGUUCUACGAGAAGUUAUUGAAGAGCAUUCGGCUUCAACUGCGUGGAAGAAACUGGAAGGGUUGUACUCUAUAAAAUCACUGACGAAUCGUCUUUAUUUGAAGAUAAGGUUGUACAAUCUAAGAAUGAGUGAAGGUAAUUUGUCUGCACCCAGUUAACUUGUUUCGUUCUACAGGUACUAUGACGCUUUGUUUUUUUUUUUUAAAUGAUGAGAAGCGGACCUAUCGUUUCUACUGCUUUGGAGCUGUCUAUUUUCUUGUUUUUGGUGCUGGUUUUGUCAUCACGUUGCUACUUCAUGAAGAAUAUGCUCUGGUUUGCUGAAUUGUGAAAGUGAUUUUUAUGAGGCGUUGGGUGGUUAUCCUGCAGUUUAAAGGUUGGAAGAAUUCGGCUAGCUAGCUAACAGGUGGUUGCUGCUGUUAUGUGUUGGGGACUCAAGUCUGUUUCAUCUUGAAGCUUUAAUUUUUUUUGAGUUUGUCUGGGAUAUGAGGAAAUUGUGAAUUUUCAGCGUGUACAAAAAAUCCUUGGAGGAUGAAGGAAGAAGCAGAUUGGCUGUUGAAAUGUAAUUUUUUCAUUGGUUUUCUCUGAUGGUAAAGUUGCUGGUAGGUCAGAGUUUGUGUUUGUGGCUGUUGUGGAUUUGGUUUUUAUGAUCUUCGCAGUGGAUGUAAGAUUGAGUAACAUGUUGAUAAGAUUUCAAGUGAAAAUUGCUUGUUUGAUUUAAGCUCAAGCUUUUUUACAUAAAAGAUGAGAUGAUUAUAUAGUCUGGUG